GGUGGUGAAGUGGCCGGGUAUAAAAGAGUAGAGGGCCUCUUCACACACACUCAGUCAUCUCCUCGUUCACCAGAAGAGUGAUACAUCGUAACCAUGAAGGUCUUGAUCCUCGUCGUCCUGCUUAAUGUUGUUGCAGCAAUGCCAAACCCCGCAGCAGACCCAGACCCCGCAGCACACCCAGAUCCCGCAGCAGACCCAGACCCGGCAGCAGACCCAGACCCCGCAGCAGACCCUGGUUAUGGUUACGGCUACGGUGGCGGCUUAAGCUAUGGCCGACCUCUGUACGGCUACGGCUAUGGAGUCCCUUAUUAUAGCCAUGGCUACCGUCUGCCCUACUACAGCUAUAGUUACGGUCUGCCUUACUACAGCUACGGUUACAGGAAAAGUCUUUACGGCUAAGUGGCAGUAAAUCCUAGGACAACCAUGACUACCACCAUGUGUACCCAACCAAACAGUACAAUCCCCCUCAUGGACACAGUAAAGAACUCCCCUUAAGCAUGAUAUUGUCCCCUAUCAAAUAUUAAAGUAUUGGCAGCAUCA
Molecule: messenger RNA, 540 nt
Organism: Homarus americanus (American lobster)
Lineage: Eukaryota; Metazoa; Arthropoda; Malacostraca; Decapoda; Nephropidae
Product: shematrin-like protein 1
Exons: 2
Coding region: 94-399 (101 amino acids)
Source: RefSeq, a predicted model, not a curated record